This is a messenger RNA of Purpureocillium takamizusanense, 1224 nucleotides long. It is a transcript of the gene CAF16, whose product is annotated as CCR4-NOT regulatory complex component. The transcript is spliced from 2 exons. Lineage: Eukaryota; Fungi; Ascomycota; Sordariomycetes; Hypocreales; Ophiocordycipitaceae. The record is from RefSeq and is a predicted model, not a curated record. Bases 277 to 1224 code for a protein of 315 amino acids. Gene Ontology annotation, molecular function: ATP binding; ATP hydrolysis activity.
CAAUCGGUCAAGUACCCGCCGCCCUUUCGACGACACCUCCAAGGCUACCGUAGUCGGUCAAGCCGCCGACCAUUGAUCCAUCGCUUGGGUCUUUCCGUUGUAUAUAAACCAAGCUAGCAGUCCCCUUCCGCCCUGGGGCUCGAUACUCCUCUCUCUUUCUCUCUCCCUCUCUCCCUCCCUCUCUUUCUCCCUAUCUCUCUCUCUGCCUCCGCCUCCGCCUCCGCCGACAAACUUCUUCCCACGACAAACCGUUCCCGAAGCCCCGUUCCGCCCACCAUGGCUGCCGCCGCCGCCGCCUCGUCCUCGCAAAAGCCCCCCCGGGUGCAGGUCAACGACCUCUCGUACACCUUCCCCGACUACUCGACGGGCGUCCGCCACAUCACGCUCGACCUGCCCCCCCGCUCGCGCACGCUGCUCAUCGGCGCAAACGGCGCCGGCAAGACGACGCUCCUGCGGCUUCUCGCCGGCAAGCGCCUCGCGCCCAGCAACACCAUCUCCAUCUGCGGCGUCGACCCCUUCAAGGAGAGCCUCGAGGGCGUCACCUACCUCGGCCUCGAGUGGGUGCUCAACCCCAUCGUCCGCAACGACAUUGGCGUCGUCGAGCUCCUCCGCUCCGUCGGCGGCGACGCCUACCCCGAGCGCAGGGACGAGCUCGUCGCCAUGCUCGACAUUGACACCAACUGGCGCAUGCACGCCGUGUCCGACGGCGAGCGCCGCCGCGUCCAGCUCGCCAUGGGCCUGCUCCGCCCCUGGACCGUCCUCUUUCUCGACGAGAUCACCGUCGACCUGGAUGUCCUCAGCCGCGCCAGCUUCCUCGACUGGCUCAAGCGCGAGACAGAGUCCCGCGAGUGCACCAUCGUCUACGCCACGCACAUCCUCGACAACCUCGCCGGCUGGCCCACUCACCUCGUCCACAUGCACCUCGGCACCGUCAAGGAGUGGGACCGCGCCGACACCAUGCUCGCCUCCAUCGACGGCUCCGUCGGCCACACCGGCAACAGCCGCCUCGGCGAGCUCGUCUUUGGCUGGCUGAAGCAGGAUCUCGCGGAGCGCGGGCCUCGGAGCCAAGCCAACCUCGGCUCCGAGGGCAAGACGUACGGCUUUGGCGGCAUCAAGAUUGGCGGCUACGGCGACGAGUCAAAGCAGUCGGAGCGCCAGUUUAACACAGCCAGGGUCGGCGGGGAAGACAACAACAAAACGUUUCUGGGAAAGAGGGCAUCAUAG